Molecule: messenger RNA, 1165 nt
Organism: Selaginella moellendorffii
Lineage: Eukaryota; Viridiplantae; Streptophyta; Lycopodiopsida; Selaginellales; Selaginellaceae
Exons: 6
Coding region: 60-1085 (341 amino acids)
Biological process (GO): translation
Cellular component (GO): mitochondrial small ribosomal subunit; ribosome
Molecular function (GO): structural constituent of ribosome; small ribosomal subunit rRNA binding
Source: RefSeq, a predicted model, not a curated record
GACCAGUUAGGGUUUAUACGAAAUGUAUAGGGUUUAAGCAGGAAAUGCGGUGAUCGGUGAUGGGGCGCUGGCGCUUGGGGCGCGUCGCGUCCAAGCUCUGGAGCUGGAGAUCGUCCUCGCCGCUUUAUUCUCAGACUUUUGCCUCGAGCAGUAUCGCGGAGGAGGGGCCGCAAUGGAAGACGACGCCGCUGGCGGGGUCCAAGCUCUCGAGAGCUUGGAUGGCUACCAAGGCGGGAGGUGGUGGUGGUUCUAAGCGAGCUAUUGAGGACUUCGAGAAGUACGUUCUCGGGAAUGCUGGAGGCGAGGAAGAAGAAACCGAUUUCCAUGACUUUCCCGAGGAGAGUUCCGGGAGCACAGAACAGCAGGCUUCCGCUGAGGAGCGGCCGGAGGAGGAUGACUUCCUCCAGGAACUGACCCGGAUAGAGAAGGGUGCCGAUCGAAAGGAGCGGAGGGACAGCUUGAUGACGCAGCGGGGCUACGACGAAGAGAAUGUGCCGUUCGACGACGAUGUUGAUCCGGAAAACCACGAGUCGAUGCUGGAUCAAGACGACGCGGUCUUUUGGAGCGAGGAGCUCCAGAAGUUUGUGACUCCGAAAGGGCUAUUGAAUCUUCCAGGAAUGGGAAGGGACGACUUUACCAAGCCAUAUCAGCUGAGACCAGACAGGGUCUACUUUCCCGGACAAACUAUCGAGCCGGAGGAUUUUGAUGUUACCAGGAUCGCCUCCAGCGAUCCAACAGAGAUGCCACAACGGCAGAAGAAAGUUAUGAAAAAGAACGAGGUCCUUGCAGCAGCCGACUUCCGGAACAUAAAGUUCCUCUCUCUUUUCCUGUCCGAGACGUCGAGAAUACUUCCGAGAAAAACCACGAGCAUCAGCCUGAAGUCCCAAAGGAGAAUCGCUCGAGAAAUCAAAACAGCUCGAUCGCUGGGACUCUUACCAUACUCGUCCAUGGGAGAUCCACCGUUUCGGUACCUGCGUAACCAGCCAGCGAAAGACGUGGAUCCAGAAGACGCGUUUGAUGAGUUUGAAGAGGAAGGAAGCGGCCCAGGCGGCGGUGGUGCUAGAUUUCGUCGACGGCUGUUCUAAAGCUCGAGUAUCUGUAUCAUAUAGCUUGAGAGAGAGCCCCUUAUAACUUUAGCUCCCAUAAAUGUGGAACUUAUUUCGUU